AUGAUCCCAGAUAUCAGUACAGCUUAUAGAAACUUCAUUUCACCUAGUGUCAGCAGUGUAUUUAGAGCAAUGCUCGAGAUUCCCCAAUCGACAAGUGAGGUCGAUAGCGCUACAAUCCCAUCUUAUGCUGAAGCCACCUCGAUGGAUCAAAAGCCGAUUGACAUGAAAUGCUCACCCGGCGCUCUCGAAGGUUUCCUAUCCAUUCUUGUUACUCCCAUUCCAAUGCUACCUUCUUCCUCUUUGGAAGACACAUACGAAGUCCUGAGGCUUUGUCAUCGAUACGGCUGCAAGAAACAAUAUACCGAUAAAGUUCGUCAGCGAAUCUCGGAGGCUGCAGAUGGAUCCCUACAACUUUGGGAUGUCUUGGAAGUCGCAUCAAGUCUUGAUGAUCGCUCUUUAGGAAAGAUGGUGCUUUCUCAAUUCAGUCGCGCCGAUUUUAUGACAUCGUACGUUGACGGUAUAUCCAGAGUCAACAGUGCGUGGAAAGGAAAGAUUCUCGUAUCGUGUGUUUCGCCUCCUGAGGAACUCAAAAUCCAGGUUUACAAUUACAAUGGUUUACCCUUCGGAAUACGAAAGUCAUGGGGUUGGUUACUGAAAACUGGCGAAUGGAAAGGGCUUUUUGACGAUUUCGACACAGAUAACUGGUGA
Kwoniella mangroviensis CBS 8507 is the source of this 648-nucleotide messenger RNA. RefSeq lists its product as uncharacterized. The transcript has a single exon. The record is from RefSeq and is a predicted model, not a curated record. Lineage: Eukaryota; Fungi; Basidiomycota; Tremellomycetes; Tremellales; Cryptococcaceae. The coding region runs from base 1 to 648 and encodes 215 amino acids.